Messenger RNA from Miscanthus lutarioriparius, 1182 nucleotides. NCBI's taxonomy places the organism in Eukaryota, Viridiplantae, Streptophyta, Magnoliopsida, Poales, Poaceae. The record is from the annotation of a GenBank genome assembly.
AUGCUGGCCUGCAUCGCGUGCGUCAAGGAAGAAGGGGGCGGCCGGGACCGGGACCGCGAGGACGGCGGCGCGCGCUCGGGUGGCGGCGGCGGCGGCGGCGGCGGCGACACCCCGACAUGCAGAGACCCCGUCAAGUCGCUCACCUCCCAGCUCAAGGACAUGGUGCUGAAGCUGUCCGGCACGCACCGGCAGCAUGGCGCGCAGCACAGGCGCGGCGGGUCGCCGCCACCUCGGGGCCGGGCCACCUCCCUGUACCGCAGCGGCUACUACCGCCCCGGCGUGGUGCAGGACGACAUGGCCGUGCCCCCGGCCACGUACCUGGGCGGCAGCGCCGGCGUCACCGGCGCGUCGAGCGCGAGCUCCACGCCGGCGUGGGACCUGCCCGGCCGCGUGGACGGCGAGGCCAGGGAGUGGGUGGCGCAGGUGGAGCCCGGCGUGCAGAUCACCUUCGUGUCCCUCCCCGGCGGCGCCGGCAACGACCUCAAGCGCAUCCGGUUCAGUCGCGAGAUGUACGACAAGUGGCAGGCGCAGAAGUGGUGGGGCGACAACAACGAGCGCAUCAUGGAGCUCUACAACGUCCGGCGCUUCAGCCGACAGGUGCUCCCCACGGCGCCGCGCUCCGACGACGGCGAGAGGGAGUCGUUCUACUCGCAGUCUCAGGCGGGGUCGAUGAUAGGGAGCCCCGUGGCCACCCCGUCGCCGGCGCCACUCACGCCGGAGAGGAUCAGCUGGGGCGCGUUCGCGCGGCAGGUGGCGGCGCCGCCAGCAGGCGCCACGGGCGGCGCCGCGCGGCAGCACAGCUUCCGGCCGAUGUCACCGCCGCCGCCAUCCUCUUCCAACCCUUCGGAGCGGGCCUGGCAGCAGCACCAGCAGCAGCAGCAACAGAGCGGUGGUGGAGCGGCCGGCAAGAGCCCCGCCGCCUCCGAGGCCGCCACCGCUACAGAAGCGGCGCGGACGACCACGUCGUCCAGGGACGACGUGUCCGUCAGCAACGCCAGCGAGCUGGAGGUGACGGAGUGGAUCAUCCAGGACCAGCCCGGCGUGUACAUCACCGUCCGGGAGCUCGCCGACGGCAGCCGGGAGCUGCGCCGCGUCAGGUUCAGCCGCGAGAGGUUUGCGGAGCUGAAUGCCAAGGUGUGGUGGGAGGAGAACAAGGAGAGGAUACAGGCUCAGUACCUUUGA